Molecule: messenger RNA, 1861 nt
Organism: Corylus avellana
Lineage: Eukaryota; Viridiplantae; Streptophyta; Magnoliopsida; Fagales; Betulaceae
Product: fasciclin-like arabinogalactan protein 15
Source: RefSeq, a predicted model, not a curated record
UUGUCUCUUUUCCUCUGCUUCUCUUUUCUCCUCCCCAAGCAAACCCACUCUACAAAGCCAAAAUACCAGAGAAAGAGAGAGAGAAAAAAAAUCAACGCCCUUCUUCUCCUUCGAGAGCGCCAUGGGUUCUCACAUCUGUGGUGUCUCCAAGCUCUUCUUCUUCUUACUAUUUCUUUCGCUUUCCACAUCAUCCGAUGCGGCAUUGCCUCUCAACCCUCUUUCUAAAUCUUCUUCUUCGGCGACCUCCGGCCAAAUUAACUCCAACUCCGUCCUCGUCGCCCUCCUCGACUCGCAUUACACCGAGCUGGCCGAGCUCGUCGAAAAGGCCCUUCUUUUGCAGACUCUCGAGGAAGCUGUCGGCAAGUACAACGUCACCAUCUUCGCGCCCAGAAAUGAGGCUCUGGAGCGGGGGCUUGACCCGGAGUUCAAGCGCUUCUUGCUCGAGCCCGGUAAUCUCAGGUCACUCCAGACCCUCUUGAUGUUCCACAUUGUUCCCAGACGAAUCGGGUCGGAUCAGUGGCCCACUGACCCGUCCGGCCCGGUUCGGCAUCGUACCCUCUGGAACGAACACCUGCAUUUGAGAAGCCACGAUUCGGGGAAGAGAAUCGUCGACUCGGCCGAGAUUGUUCGCCCUGACGACGUCGUUCGCCCCGACGGCGUCAUCCACGGGAUCGAGCGGCUCCUGGUUCCCCGUUCCGUACAAGAGGAUUUCAAUCGGAGAAGGAGUCUACGUUCGAUAUCGGCCGUCUUACCGGAGGGCGCACCCGAGGUGGACCCCAGGACGCACAGGUUGAAGAAACCGGCAGCACCAGUACCGGCUGGUGCGCCCCCGGUUCUUCCGAUAUACGACGCUUUGGCGCCGGGUCCAUCCUUGGCUCCGGCUCCGGCGCCGGGACCGGGAGGUCCCCACCAUCACUUCAACGGCAUGCGCCAGGUCAAGGACUUCAUACACACUCUCUUACACUACGGUGGGUACAACGAGAUGGCCGAUAUUCUUGUCAAUCUAACCUCGCUAGCCACCGAAAUGGGGCGCUUGGUAUCGGAAGGGUACGUGUUGACCGUCUUGGCGCCCAACGACGAAGCCAUGGCUAAGCUGACGACGGACCAAUUAAGCGAGCCCGGCGCACCGGAGCAGAUAAUAUACUACCAUAUCAUUCCGGAGUACCAGACGGAGGAGAGUAUGUACAAUGCGGUUCGGCGGUUCGGGAAGAUCCGGUACGAUACUCUGCAAUUGCCGCACAAGGUUGUGGCUCAGGAGGCUGAUGGGUCUGUGAAAUUCGGGCAAGGAGACGGGUCUGCGUAUCUGUUCGACCCCGAUAUCUAUACAGACGGGAGAAUUUCGGUGCAAGGGAUCGAUGGGGUUUUGUUCCCACCGGAGGAGGAGACGAAUACACAGAAAAAAACAUCUCCGGCUGUUAAGGUUGUCACCAAGCCCAGAAGAGGGAAGUUGCUGGAAGUAGCAUGUAGGAUGCUUGGAGCUUUUGGACAGGACUCUCAUUUCUCCACUUGUCAAUGAAAAUACCCUCUCAACAAAACCCACAAGUAAAAAGGAAUUCAUGUAAACAAUUAAUAAAUGUUGUAUGAUAAUCCCAUCCCUGCUAAUACAAUGGAUGCAUAGGAAGAGGGAGCACAGAAGAGGAAGUUCACUGUUUUUUUUUUUUGUCACAAAUACUGUAAUUACAUGUUUUUUUUUUUUUUUUGGGAAUUAUUUUUAUCUUUGGAAGAUUUUAUUAUUACCCUUUUCAUGGCUGGUUUUUGUUUAUGCAUCCAUUGCUUAAGAGUCAUACCAAAAACACAUAUAAUAUUCUUUGUUAUCAUAUUUUGAUGUGUGUAUGAAAAUGGAGGUCCGUUUUGGUUGGUC